This is a messenger RNA of Phytophthora nicotianae INRA-310, 93 nucleotides long. RefSeq lists its product as hypothetical. The transcript has 2 exons. The record is from RefSeq and is a predicted model, not a curated record. Lineage: Eukaryota; Oomycota; Peronosporomycetes; Peronosporales; Peronosporaceae. The coding region runs from base 1 to 93 and encodes 30 amino acids.
AUGGGGUUUCUGCGAAAGAACGUUACGCUAAGCGGCGUGCACAACACGGUAACGAGGAUGAAAGAAAUGAGAAGAGGGGGUUUCACGACAUAA